AUGGUUUUUGCAAGGUGGAUUGCAGUUGCAUGGCUAGAGGUGUUUAGAGGGAGACCCAACAUCAAAAGUGCUGAGAUAAAGGAAGGUAUAAAAAAUCAAUUUCAAGUAGACAUUUCCCUAGACAAAGCCUUUAGGGCUAGGCAGAUUGCAUUGGAAAUGCUUAAAGGAAGGUUUGCCUAUCAGUUUGAAAGAGCUAAAGAUUAUUGUGAAGAGUUGAAAGUUUCUAAUCCGGGCACUACAGCCAAAAUUAAUCUACACACACCCACACUGCACUUCAAGAGAAUGUAUGUGUGCCUAGCUGCUUGUAGAACUAGAUUUUUGGAGGAAUGUAGGCCAAUUAUUAGUCUUGACGCUUGUCAUUUAAAAGGGUUUUUGAAGGGGCAACUAUUGGCAGCCGUUGGGAUUGAUGGGAAUGACGGGAUGUACCCAAUAGCAUUUGCUGUUUGUGAGGGUGAGACCAAGGCUAGUUGGUCAUGGUUUCUGGAGUUGUUGUUAGCUGAUAUUGGUCCUGUGAGAGAACGUGGUUGGACCUUUACUUCUGACCAACAGAAGGGCUUACUUUCUGCUCUUGCAACAGUUGCUCCUGAAGCACAUACAAGGUUCUGUGUUAGGCAUUUAUAUGCCAACUUCAAGAAGGAUCACAAGGGUAAACUAUUGAAGGAUUUAAUGUGGGCAGCAGCAAGAGAGACCACCAAACCUGGGUUUGAGGCAAAGAUGGAGAUGAUGAGAAAUGUAGAUAUCAAUGCUUAUGGGCAUUUGAUGGGUAUUGAUUGUGCACAUUGGAGUAGACAUGCUUUUAGUACUUGGCCUAAGUGUGACAUGUUGUUGAACAACCUUUGUGAGUCAUUUAAUUCCAAGAUAAUUGAUGCUAGGGAUAAGUCCAUAUUGACCAUGUGUGAGAUGAUUAGGAGGUAUCUUAUGAAAAGGAUCCCAAGAAAUAGGGAUACAAUGUUGAAGAAGUCUGGCCCAAUUUGUCCUAGGAUUCAAGAUAAAUUAGAAGUUAACAAGGAAGCAACUAGGGAUUGCACAUCUACAUGGUCUGGUGGAUCAAAGUUUGAAGUGCAUUGUAAGGGAAAGCAGUUUGUAGUUGAUUUGGAUAAGCAUACAUGUGCUUACUAUAGAUGGGAUUUAACGGGCAUCCCUUGUAAGCAUGCGAUUUCAGCAAUUGCUUACAAGAAAGAAAAAGCAGAAAAUUAUGUGCAUCACUACUACAAGGUUGAGACUUACCUUAGAACUUACUCACAUCUUAUCCAGCCUACCAAUGGUGAGGAGUUUUGGCCAAAGGUAGCAAGUGAUAAGAUUCUGCCUCCAAAGAUGCUAGUAUAG
This is a messenger RNA of Quercus lobata, 1326 nucleotides long. RefSeq lists its product as uncharacterized. The transcript is spliced from 2 exons. Gene Ontology annotation, molecular function: zinc ion binding. NCBI's taxonomy places the organism in Eukaryota, Viridiplantae, Streptophyta, Magnoliopsida, Fagales, Fagaceae. The coding region runs from base 1 to 1326 and encodes 441 amino acids. The record is from RefSeq and is a predicted model, not a curated record.